Molecule: messenger RNA, 5512 nt
Organism: Manacus vitellinus (golden-collared manakin)
Lineage: Eukaryota; Metazoa; Chordata; Aves; Passeriformes; Pipridae
Gene: NCAM2
Product: neural cell adhesion molecule 2
Exons: 17
Biological process (GO): cell adhesion
Cellular component (GO): membrane
Molecular function (GO): protein binding
Source: RefSeq, a predicted model, not a curated record
CAACCUACUUUAUAUUUUUCAGCUUUACUUCAAGUUACAAUUUCACUUAGCAAAGUUGAGCUCAGUGUGGGUGAAUCCAAAUUCUUCACGUGCACAGCCAUUGGUGAGCCUGACAGCAUAGAUUGGUACAAUCCCCAAGGAGAGAAGAUUGUUUCUAGUCAGAGAGUGGUUGUUCAAAAAGAAGGAGUUCGAUCACGUCUGACCAUUUACAAUGCAAACAUAGAAGAUGCUGGGAUAUAUCGGUGUCAAGCAACAGAUGCUAAAGGACAAACUCAAGAAGCUACUGUAGUUUUGGAAAUUUAUCAAAAGCUCACUUUUCGAGACAUAGUGUCUCCACAGGAGUUCAGGCAGGGAGAAGAUGCAGAAGUUGUUUGCCGUGUUACCAGUUCACCUGCUCCCGUUGUCAGCUGGUUGUAUCGGAACGAGGAAGUCACAACUAUUGCUGACAAUCGAUUUGCAGUAUUAGCAAACAAUAAUCUCCAAAUUCUUAAAAUCAAUAAAAGUGAUGAAGGAGUAUACAGAUGUGAAGGAAGAGUGGAAGCGAGAGGAGAAAUUGACUUUCGGGACAUAAUUGUUAUUGUGAAUGUUCCCCCUGCAAUUAUUCUGCUACAGAAAUCCUUCAAUGCCACUGCAGACCGAGGAGAGGCAAUAACUUUGUUCUGCAGAGCCACUGGAUCACCUCCACCUGAAAUCAGUUGGUACAGGAGUGGCAAACUUAUUGAAGCAAAUGAAAAAUAUGUGCUGAGAGGAAGCAAUUCAGAACUAACCAUAAGAGAUAUUAAAAAUAUCGAUGCGGGUCCUUAUAUCUGCAAUGCUAAAAAUAAAGCAGGAAAUGACAAAAAACAGACAUUCCUUCAAGUUUUUGUGCAGCCUCAAAUAAUACAACUUAAAAAUGAAAGCACCUUUGAGAAUGGGAAAGCAACCCUCAUCUGUGAAGCAGAAGGAGAACCUGUCCCAGAGAUUACUUGGAAAAGGGCCUCUGAUGGAAUGACUUUCUCUGAAGGCGAUAAGAGCCCAGAUGGCCGUAUAGAAGUCAAAGGGCAGCAUGGAAAAUCGUCACUGCAUAUUAAAGAUGUGAAGUUGUCAGAUUCAGGGAGAUAUGACUGUGAAGCUGCAAGUAGAAUUGGUGGGCACCAAAAGAGCAUGUACCUUGAUAUUGAAUAUGCUCCAACGUUUGUGUCAAAUCAAACCAUGUAUUACUCUUGGGAAGGCAAUCCCAUCAAUAUAAGUUGUGAAGUGCUGGCAAAUCCCUCUGCCUCAGUUCAGUGGAGAAGAGGAAAAUUAGUUUUACCCAUAAAAAAUACAACACAUCUGAAGACCUACAGUACAGGAAGAAAGCUGAUUCUAGAGAUUGCUCCCACCUCUGACAGUGAUUUUGGACGAUAUAAUUGUACAGCCACAAACAGAAUAGGAACAAGAUAUCAGGAAUAUACACUUGGUCAAGCUGAUGUGCCAUCAAAUCCGUAUGGAGUACGAGUUUUAGAGCUGUCCCAAACCACUGCCAAGGUUUCGUUCCAUAAGCCAGAGUCACAUGGAGGUGUUCCCAUUCACCACUACCAAGUGGAUGUAAAAGAGGUGGCCUCAGAAACCUGGAAAAUAGUUCGCUCCCAUGGAGUUCAAACAAUGGUUGUUCUCAGCAACUUGGAACCAAAUACGACAUAUGAAAUCAAAGUAGCAGCUGUAAAUGGAAAGGGUCAAGGAGAGUAUAGCAAAAUUGAGAUCUUUCAGACCUUACCUGUCCGGGAGCCAAGUCCUCCUUCAAUUCAUGGACAACCUGAAAGUGGCAAGAGUUUUAAACUUAGCAUAACUAAACAAGAUGAUGGAGGUGCCCCCAUACUGGAAUAUAUUGUCAAAUACAGAAGUAAAGACAAGGAAGACCAGUGGCUAGAGAAAAAAGUGCAGGGUAGUAGAGACCACAUCAUCUUAGAGCACCUUCAAUGGACCAUGGGUUACGAAGUACAAAUUACAGCUGCCAACAGACUGGGUUAUUCUGAACCAACAUUGUAUGAAUUCAGCAUGCCACCAAAGCCCAACAUUAUUACAGACACUCUUUUUAAUGGUCUUGGACUCGGUGCUGUCAUUGGCCUGGGAGUGGCAGCCCUUUUAUUAAUCCUGGUUGUGACUGAUGUAAGCUGCUUCUUUGUACGACAAUGUGGAUUGCUAAUGUGCAUCACCAGGAGGAUCUGUGGGAAGAAGAGUGGUUCAAGUGGAAAAAGUAAAGAAUUGGAAGAAGGAAAGGCUGCUUACUUGAAAGAUGGAUCAAAAGAGCCAAUAGUGGAAAUGAGAACAGAGGAUGAAAGAAUUACCAAUCAUGAAGAUGGGAGUCCAGUAAAUGAGCCAAAUGAGACAACUCCCCUCACAGAACCAGAGAAACUGCCACUAAAGGAGGAAAAUGGCAAAGAAGCUUUAAAUCCAGAAACCAUAGAAAUCAAAGUUGCUAAUGAUAUCAUCCAGUCAAAAGAAGAUGAUAGCAAAGCAUAAUAAGAUAAACUACAGCUGUCUGGAUAAUGCAUUUGGAUUGAAGUAAUCCCGUGACCAAAACUUUACAGCUGACCUUAAUUUCUUGGGAAACUUAAGCUUGGAAUAGUUAGUACGUGUGUACAUAUGAUGAAACAGUUCCUGUCUACGGUUUCUUUCUAUUUUUUUGUUAAUGGUUUUAGUAUGUAGUUUUGCUGACACCAAGUCCCAUGGUAUAAAUUUGACAAAUCUGCAGAAUAAGAACUGUAAUUUAUUUUGUGAAAAAUUAUGCCUAUUUAGAAGAAAAGUUGCAGAGCACCCCUAGCCACAAACAGCAUAUCAGGUCUCUCCAGAUCUUACAGUGCAAGCUACAUACAUAAAGUGCCAUAUGCUACUGUAUUUAUUUCCAUUUAUAAUAAAACAAAAGUUUAGGUUGUCUUUAAAAAAAAAAAAAAAGAAACACAGUUUCAGUAUAACCUUUAAGACCUUAGCACUGGCAGAUACUCAGUAGUCAUUCCAGCUGUGAUUAUCACUUGAAGUAAACAAAAACCACUGUUCAACACAAUGGCAAGUCCACCUGCAGUUUCACCUGGGUUCUACAGUAAAAUGAAAAGCUGAUAACCAUGAUGGUAUAUAUGGAUAUAGAUAAAAUUGGUAACUGUUUUGUAAUGAUAUAUUGGGCUCAUCCUAACUACAUGAGUGUGACUCUGAAAGGCUCCAGGAUUGGAUUUUCAGUGCUUCAGGUUUUCUAUAUUAAAGUUUUGGAGGUCACAUGUGAACUAAAAUGCAGCAAAGGUGUGGAAAGAAAACUCGUUUUUAAUCGUAAUCUUGUCUUCAAAUGAAAAGUUACAAUAUUUGUCCCACCAUAUUUAUACAUAUAGAAUAUUCAUUUUGCUCUUAGUUCAAACCAUUUAGUUGGGGGAUGAAACUGUGUUUUAGUGAAAUAGAUACAUUUUCUCCCCAAAUCAGUGCAUAAAACGUUAAAGUUAGCCUUAUUGAAACAGCAGUUGUUCCUUUGUGAUUUCCUUUGUGAUACUCUUUGUCUUAACAAAUAAGAUGUAAAAACAGAUGGAAAGGCAGACUUUGCCUUAACAGUUAGGAACAGUAUUAAAUUAUUAACUUAAUGCAGUCUUAUAUUCAACCAAAUUCAUUUUUUUCCCUGUUAAGCUUUCCUUAAGAUAUUCCUUUUUAUUAUUCUGGUCAACAUGCCCCACUUUGAAAUUUGACAGAUUUAUUUGAUGCAAAAAUCAUUCAUAUUUAGUAUCAUUGAUUAAUCACUAAUUGGAACAAUAUAGUUUGUUUCCAUUGCAACAUAGUGUAUCCACACCUACCAAACUCUUCAAAGUCUUGUUUUGGAAGAAGUAGAUAAACCAUAUAGAAAACUAGAUUGAAAAGUUCUACUUGUCAGGAGUAAAUGGUAGAGUACUUUGUGGAUUUUCCACAUCUAAGUCAUGCCUGAGGUUUAAGUGUAGCUUUGCUCAGCAAAUUGUUUUGUGUCCAUGCUAUAUCUGAAUUCUGCUCAUAUUUGAAGUUCUUACACUUGUUGUCUUUUGUGCAGUAAAACUGAAAGUGAAUUUUAAAAGGAUGUCCUUAAAUUUGAGGAAAAUGUCACAAUAACCUUCUUGUUAACCCAAGCUUAAGUGCAUUUGAAAGAGCUAAGGAGGAUAUAUUUAAUUAUUAGAGCUGUCUUAUUUUUUCAAACCCAGGUUAUUUUAUGGGUUUUUUUUACAACUUUUCCUCACUUUGGGAAAUACGUGCAAUGACCGAAGUAGUUGAGGACAGAGGCAUGCCACUGGUGUGGUUAGGACGAGAAGUCAAGCUCUUACAAAACUAGUACCAAAGUGAAAAGAAUGGGCAAGAGGGCAUAGCAAUGUGGGAUCAAAAUCAUGGAAGAUGAUAAUUCAAAAUUGCUGAAAGGAAGUUUCUCUUAAUGCUAAGGCACUAAUUCUGGGUGAAGAAAAGAUGAAGACAUUCCUUUAUGACCUCUCACUGUUGUUCCCACAUCCUGAGCAGGCAGUACCACCAAAGAGCUGCUUGUCUGUCAGAUUUCUGUUCUGUUCCUUUUUGAGUACACAGUGAGCUGAACUGCCCCCUAACCUAUAAUUAAGAGAAUCAGUUGUCUUAUUUAUAUAUUUGAAUAUAUAUUCUUUGUACAAAGUAUGUAUUUGCUCUAUCAAAGUGCAAGGAAGGGACCUGGGCAAUUCCAGCAGUUGAGAACAAUGCAGUUGGUGUGGCUGAACAUCCUCUCACACAAUACUUUUUCCAGGGUGAGGAUGAAGGUAGGAGACAUCCUUGAUCUUCUACCUGCUAUCACACAGUAAGGUGGUGCCAUGCAUAUCCACAUAAGUCAAUCCUCCCCAGGCAAAUGGUGCUUUUCCUGAAACCAGCCUCAGCAGUUGCACAGGAAGCUGCCUAUACCAUGUGGGCAGAAGUAACACUGUCCAGGCUCAACUGUAGAUGCAUUUCAAAUUUUAGUACUUCUUUAGUUGGACUUAUGCACACACACACAAAAAAUCAUGGACUAUAUUGGUGGGAAGUUUUUUCCUCUUUUUUUUCCCCUAAUAUGGCCUCUAAUUCCAAUAAAAAGGAAUUAGAAGAUUUAAGAGAUCUUGUCAGCACAUUAUUACUAAUAUGCCUGUGCUACAUAUCACAAGCAAAAUAUCCCGCAAAAUUAUUUCAAUAUUCGAAGUAAAAGCAUUUCCCAUGAUAUUAGUUUACAAACCAAAAGCUGUUUCCAGGAGUAUUUAAUUUCUUCUUGCUGUUAUGCCUCUUGCCAGCUGGGCUAUAUGAGGGCUGAGAAUAAAACAGUUCUAUUUCCUGAUGGACUGUCCAAGCAUACCUUUUUGGUCUGUGGAUUAAUAGGUAAUCUCUUGUGCUUUGACUCUGUGCUGUGCAGGAGAAAGCCAAACUCUAUGAAAGAAUGCUGAAAAACACUGAUAUUUGCAAAUAUUUCCAAAUGAGGGACAGCUCAUAGUAAUUUGUAAGAUAUGUGUAGAACUGGAAUAACAACAUUUGUUUAUUUCCUUUUCCUAUUCUAGACUAAAAAAAAAAAAAA